AUGGAGCAUGCCAUGGUGAGCGUUGCGACGGGUGUUGCGAGUGCCGUACUCGAGAAGAUCUCCACCCUGAUGGAGAAGGAGUACAGCAAGCUGAAGGGUGUGCGCGACGAGAUUAUCUCCCUCAAGGACGAGCUAAGCAGCAUGAAUGCUUUCCUCCUGAAGCUGUCAGAUAUUGAAGAACUCGAUGUUCAGGUCAAGGAAUGGAGGAUCCAAAUCCGAGAGCUCUCCUACGACAUCGAGGAUUGCAUUGACGGUUUCAUGCACCGAGUCAAUUGUAGCUCAGACAGCUCUAAUACGAAAUGUUUCUUCAGAAAGGUAAUUCACCAGGUGAGGACACUUGGAGCUCGUCACGCAAUCUCGAACGACAUACUGAAGCUGAAGGCUCGCGUUGAUAGCGCAAGUGAGCGAUUCAAGAGGUACAACAUUGAUCCAGCCAUCACAAGUUCUAGUGCUAUUGUACCUGUUGACCCUCGGUUACCAGCACUAUAUGCAGAGGCAGAAAGCCUAGUUGGUAUUGAUGAACCAACCAAUGAUAUCAUCAAGUGGUUGACAGAAGGGGAUGGUGACUUGGUUCAAAAGCUAAAGGUAGUAUCCAUUUGGGGACCCGGAGGUUUAGGGAAGACCACUCUUGCCCGUCAAGUAUAUGACAAAAUUGGAAGACAAUUUGAUUGCCAAGCAUUUGUGUCAGUGUCCCAGAAACCUGAUAUGAGAAAAGUAUUCAGAAAUAUACUAAUUAGUGUCACCGGGGUGGAGUACAUAGGAAUUGAAGCAUGGGAUGAGGAGCGGCUCAUCAACAAACUGAGGGAUUUCAUCAAUUGUAGAUUGUUUCAGUUGAAAUACCUAAGGCUCAGUGAAGUAAGUAUCAGCAAGCUUCCUGAGGAAAUAGGCGAACUACAACAACAGGAGACACUAGAGCUAGAGCAUACUAAGAUAAAUGGAUUACCCAAAAGUAUUACUCGGCUUAAGAAUCUGAUGUUUUUACGUGCUGAUUACACGAGCCUGCCAGAAGGAGUUGGAAAUAUGAAGGCUUUGCAGAAACUGUCAUGGAUAAAAGUUAACACUAGUGCCCCAUCAACGACGUUGCAUGAAAUGGGCAGUUUGACUGAACUAAGAUAUCUUGAUAUAAAUUGGUGCAUUGGUGAUAUGUGCAGUGAUAUGAAAAGUUACACAGAAAGCUUUGGUUCAUCCAUCAUCAAGCUCUGCAAGCACAAGCUUCAGUAUCUGCGUAUCCGAUCAGAAGGCAGUCAAGGAUGCUCUCUCGGUUUCUUGUUGAAUUCUUGGUCCUGUCCUCCUCAUCUCCUUCAGAAGUUUGAUAUGUACACAGAAUACUAUUUUCCAAGAAUUCCAGACUGGAUAGCCUCGCUUUCUAAGGUCACAUUCCUAGAUAUUAAGGUUAAUCCUGUGGACGAGGAGGCUUUUAGGAUUCUUGGGAACUUGCCUUCUCUCAUUACUCUCUGGCUGUGGACAAAAACAGUAGUCUCCAAGAGAAGAUUUAUCAUACAUAAUGUUGGAUUCAAACAUUUGAAAGAAUUCUACUUUGGUUUUUGGAGGAUUGAGAUGGGGCCAAUAAAAUUUGAGGUUGGGGCCAUGCCUAAGCUUCAGAAGUUUCUUUUUGACAUAAAAGCACAAGGAGCAGGUCCUCCAUCUGGAGAUUUUGACAUAGGCAUUGAACACAUAUCUUCCCUCAGGCAUCUCCGUAUCGGUAUAGAUUGUAUAGAUGCAAGACCUUGUGAGGUUGAGGUCACAGAGGCUGCUGUCAGGAAUGUUACCAGUGUCCUUCCCAGCAAUCUCCAAGUUGAAAUCGAAAGACACAGGGCAGGACAAAUGGUAAAAGAAAAGAUGGGGAGCACAGAUCAUGAUGGUGAACAAAACAGGGGUAUUGGUAAGCAUCAGGAACAGGCAGUAGAAGAUGGAAGCUCACUCAAGACAAGAAAGAAAAUUCUAGAGCGUGUAAGUAAGCAUAGCUUUUUGAGAUAA
Molecule: messenger RNA, 1977 nt
Organism: Oryza sativa Japonica Group (Japanese rice)
Lineage: Eukaryota; Viridiplantae; Streptophyta; Magnoliopsida; Poales; Poaceae
Molecular function (GO): ADP binding
Source: RefSeq, a predicted model, not a curated record